AUGACGGAGCGAUCGCCAGACCAGCCGGGAUCGGACCAGCCGGGACCAGAGCAGCCGGGACCGGACCAGCACCACAGCGCCACCGUCAACACUGAGGGCUUCAGCUUCACCAUCGGUAAGAGGGGGGUCCACCUGAACCUGAACCUGAGGCUCAGGGGGUUCCUCCGGCUCGGCUCCGGCAGGUCUGAGGGAACCAGGUUCCUCCGGCUCGGCUCCGGCAGUGGACCUGGUCUCUGCAGCGCUGAGGACCCGCCACCCCUGGGUGCUCCUGGGGUCCUGGCUGAGGACCCGCCACCCCUGGGUGCUCCUGGGGCUCUGGCUGAGGACCCGCCACCCCUGGGUGCUCCUGGGGCUCUGGCUGAGGACCCGCCACCCCUGGGUGCUCCUGGGCCACCCCUGGGUGCUCCUGGGGUCCUGGCUGAGGACCCACCAGCCCUGGGUGCUCCUGGGGCUCUGGCUGAGGACCUGCCACCCCUGGGUGCUCCUGGGGUCCUGGCUGAGGACCUGCCACCUCUGGGUGCUCCUGGGGCUCUGGCUGAGGACCUGCCACCCCUGGGUGCUCCUGGGGUCCUGAAGACGACUGCAGUCAGGUUGAGGUGCAUGGUGCAGCAGCUGGAGAAGGGGAAGGUGUCCGUGGUCCAGCUGAAGAAGAACCUGGAGCUCGCUGCUGCGCUGCUGGAGAGUCUCUGCUCCGAGGAGACCGAGCAGGGAGCUUCCAGGUGGGACCGGGUCCCCCUGGAGGUCCAGCAGGACCGGGUCCAGCCAGACCGGGUCCCCCUGGAGGUCCAGGACUGGCUGGUCUUCACCUUCACCGGGCAGCAGAGUCCGGUGCCGCGGCGAAGCGAAGAAAGGCCUCGGUUCCGCAGCAUCGUCCGGGCCCUGCAGGCCGGACUCUUCGUGGAAAGGAUGCACCGCCGGACCUCCAACACGUCCUCCUUCAGCUGUCCACAGAAGGUCCUCCGUGUCCUGAAGCGCGUCGACGCCUGGUCGUUUGACGUGUUUGCGCUAAAUGAAGCGAGCGGAGGCCACGCCCUGAAGUGUGUCUUCUACGAGCUGCUGUCCAGAUACAACCUCAUCAAUCAUUUCAAGGUUCCCCCCUCGGCUCUCCUGUCCUUCCUGGACUUGUUGGAGGUCGGCUACAGCAAACACCAGAACCCCUACCACAACCUGAUCCACGCCGCCGACGUCACCCAGACCAUCCACUUCCUGCUGUUCACCACCGGCAUCGUGCACUGGCUGACGGAGGUGGAGCUGUUUGCCAUCAUCUUUGCUGCUGCCAUCCACGACUUCGAGCACACAGGGACCACCAACAACUUCCACGUCCAGACCAGGUCGGACGUGGCCCUGCUGUACAACGACCGAGCCGUUCUGGAGAACCACCACAUCAGCGCCACCUACCGCCUCCUGCAGAACGGCAACGACAUGGACAUCUUCUGCAAUCUGUCCACGGAGGACUGGAGGGAACUGCGGGGUCUGGUUGUGGAGAUGGUCCUGGCCACAGACAUGUCCUGCCACUUCCAGCAGAUCAAGGCCAUGAAGAGUCUCCUGCUGCAGUCGGAGCCGAUCGAUAAGCCGAAGGCCUUGUCUCUGCUGCUUCACACGGCCGACAUCAGCCACCCGUCCAAGACCUGGGAGCUGCACCUCUGCUGGACCAGGUCCCUGCUGGAGGAGUUCUUCAGACAGGGAGAUAAAGAGGCGGAGCUUGGCCUGCCCUUCUCUCCGCUCUGCGACCGUAAAUCCACCCUGGUGGCCCAGUCCCAGAUAGGAUUCAUCGACUUCAUCGUGGAGCCCACCUUCACUGUGAUGACGGAGAUGAUGGAGAAGAUCGUGGAGACUCUGGCGGAGGAAACGUCACCCCCUGGAUUUUCUGUCCUCCAGCACGCCGGUGGCGGCGUUGGGACCCGCUCUACGGAGAGGACGGGGGAAUCUCGGAGCUUCAAGUCCACGUGGAACCAGGAGAUUCAUUCCAACCGGGAGACCUGGAAGUCUCUGGCAGCUAAAGAUCUGGAAAAAACCAAAGGGGAGGAAGAGGAGGAAGAGGAGGAAGAGGAAUGG
Messenger RNA from Cololabis saira (Pacific saury), 2055 nucleotides. Its product is annotated as dual specificity calcium/calmodulin-dependent 3',5'-cyclic nucleotide phosphodiesterase 1A-like. The transcript has 16 exons. Gene Ontology annotation, molecular function: 3',5'-cyclic-nucleotide phosphodiesterase activity. The record is from RefSeq and is a predicted model, not a curated record. Gene Ontology annotation, biological process: signal transduction. Lineage: Eukaryota; Metazoa; Chordata; Actinopteri; Beloniformes; Belonidae. The annotation marks the transcript as partial.